UGUCCUCGUCAAACCGUCGAUGAUGUCCCGUUGCCGUUCAGCCCUGCAGGGCUGACCGGCUGAGUCGUUCCCUUCGUCCAAGGAACCAACAGGAUAGCUAUAUAAUCCCUUCAAAAGACCUUUACAGUGUCAAUUCAUAGUCGGAAAACUAAACCAGCCUCCUCCACAUUCAUUCUUGAAGCAAGACCAUCUCCAGUCAAACCCCUUCCUCUCACAAGAAAGGAUCACGGCAUCAUGGAGCAAACCACAGAGAAGCUAUCGCACGAAAGAAACGCAAUGAGUAGCACUCUUCUGGUUGACUUCUCCUGGAAGAACUUCAAAGCUCGCGUCACCGAGAAAGACGAUCCGGAGUCGAAGGACCUCUACAUUAUCGACUUCAAAGCCCUCAAGCCGAAUCUAGUCUUCCAGCACGCAAGCGACGGAUCGACAUUCGGCACCAGCUCCUUCCACACCUUCGCCAUCGAUGCCGACUGCGAGUUCUAUGGCCAACCCAUCAAGCUCAAAGCUCAGAAGCGCUUCAAAACUGCGUACGCUCACAAGUCCCGCACCUACUCCGGCACCGACGAGCCCAUGACUCUGCACUGGACCAGCGACUACGACUUCAAGGUAUGGGAUUUCAUCUGCGUCGACGCCGACCAGAAUCCCAUCGCGAAAUAUUCGGCGAAUUGCUGGGCUAUGAAGAAAAUCGGUUCCAUCGAGUUCAUCGGCCCGAAGGCAAACACCGAUGCCGUGCGGGAGGAGUUGUUGAUGAUGGGGUUGUCGUUAUACUACCUCAUGGUGCUGAGGACGAAUAGCAUUUUCUCACUCUUUGGCGCCGUCUUCUCGCAACCGGGCCGCGAAAGCAAAGCGGAGCGACAGGCUCUCGAAAAGGAAGAGGAGGAGCGGAAGAUGAAGAAACUUUCAGUAGAAGGACCAGAGCUAGCGGGACAGGUGCAGACUACAUGAUUGCGAGACGGGUUGUAAGCCUCAUUCUGUUGAUCAUUCAAGAUCACGCUUAGCCUAUUUUCCUCCCUCUUACUAGCUGAUUUCAACCUAUCGCCGUCUAACACGGUUUACCACUCUUUUCAUCACGUGUUUUCAUCUCUAGAUCCGAUAUAUCUAGAUAGACGGUCUUUACCACAGAUACUACAGAAUCAGAUCACUUUUACCAUCCAAAAUACAGUCCUUUGGAUCCUGUAUUUCUCCUCGUUUUCUUAUAAUAUAUGAAAAAAACGUUUCUUACCUAAGAAACUCUGAAACCUUGCAAUAAACAUUUAUGUCGCAGGCCAAGGCAUGAGCUCUAGGAGUCCAAGGCUACAAACUGCAUUAAUAAUCUUGCCGUGACUCUCAUAUAUCUGUAUGGCCGGG
This is a messenger RNA of Eremomyces bilateralis CBS 781.70, 1347 nucleotides long. RefSeq lists its product as uncharacterized. The record is from RefSeq and is a predicted model, not a curated record. The transcript has a single exon. The coding region runs from base 277 to 945 and encodes 222 amino acids. NCBI's taxonomy places the organism in Eukaryota, Fungi, Ascomycota, Dothideomycetes, Eremomycetales, Eremomycetaceae.